GUCGAAGACUCUUCUUAUUCACAGGUGAAAAUGCCACAGUGAUUGUACGCAUUCCUUCGUCAGAUAAUGUUGGAACAGUAGACAACCUUGUUUUAACUGACCCUCAAGGAUCUGAGCUGGCAAGACACGGCGGACUGACACAGGUGGCGUCACGAGCUGAUUCACUUGUCUACAGGAUCACGUUCUCCCUACCCGCGAAGGCAUUCCAAAUGACAACUGCGGGCACUGACAAGGGGGGAAACCAAUUUCUGCGUCUACGGCCAAAAGCAAUUGUGCCUGUUAGCAUCGACCUGAGAUUGCUUCCGCUCAAUGGUAGUCUUUAUAUCAACGAGCAGUUGGCAGUACCAUUUCUGGUCAUCAACAAGGGUGCAGCUGGGUCCAAUAUGACUGUCACAAUCAGCGACGAUCAGAACUUUGCAAGAACAAACACAUCUCUGGAGUACACGCUACAGCCUGGUCAGAUUGCAUCGGGAGAGUUUUCACUGCACGCUGGGGGGACCGUGGGGUUGACCAGCACUGUGACAGUUUCUGCGUCUGCAUCCGCCGCAACUGGCGACGACUUCCAAUACGACAUUGUGAUUGUCUCCACAGAAGAGCGUGUAGUCAGGGAAGAAGAUAACACCAUCCCUGUCUGCAACAUCACCGCUUUGACAGGUAGUUGUGACGUCACAAUGCUUGACCCUUGUGUGUGCAGCCAGUACAAGUGGUCAGGGACUGCUGAGAUUCAAGACGAUGGAUUCGGACUCUACCUAGUGACCGCUUCUGUCAAGACAACUGGAACGUUCCGACACGACCCGUUCAGUUUGGGUUACAACGGCACCCUAUCUGCUGCCAUCACGAGUGACUGUUGUAAGGCCCUAACCUACAUCACCGUUGUCGACCUCGCCAGCAACACCGGUCAGUGUGUGUUUGAUCUCGCCCCUGGACUGACUCAGCCUGUCGACUCAUGCAAGCCAACGACUCAGACUCCCAACUACUGGUCCCAGGAUCGUGUGGUCAUCGUCGCUGCUGCUGGAGGUGCUGGACUCCUCGUCGUCGUGAUUCUCAUCGCUAUCGUCGUUGUUGUCAUCAGGGGCAAUCAAAAGAUGAAGACGGUUGACUAACGGCGUCACGACUGUCUUUCAGAAAGCCUACCAAUCACUCCAGAUACCUUCCCAUUUUGAAUCCGAACACCUUCCCCAAACUUUGUAAAACAUUUGGUAGCACCCUUUGUUCAGUUAAAUGAGGACACUUAAUAUAUAUUUGAUUGUAUCAAGAAAACUGAAGAAAGAUGAAGGUAUCCGGAUGCAUAUUUUCGUGCUUGUUUAGUUUCUAGUAAAUAAUGUUAACCUGGGUCUAUCAGACAGCUGUAGUAAUAUUAUGUUCCAUUGUAGUACUAAAUACAAGUAUCCCCUGAAUGCGGAGAUCCCUAGGGAAUGUACUUCAAGAAAACAAAUUUUCACAUGAACACACAAUGCCAUUUUAGAAAGUGGUCAAAUGUAACAAAUGUUAUAUUUGGGAUAACCCUUUCAUUGUAAAGUACAGAUUCUCGUACUUUAUUGGGUUGCGUCCCGUCCGGGAUUUG
Haliotis rufescens (red abalone) is the source of this 1564-nucleotide messenger RNA. RefSeq lists its product as uncharacterized. Lineage: Eukaryota; Metazoa; Mollusca; Gastropoda; Lepetellida; Haliotidae. The transcript is spliced from 7 exons. The coding region runs from base 210 to 1103 and encodes 297 amino acids. The record is from RefSeq and is a predicted model, not a curated record.